This is a messenger RNA of Zygosaccharomyces rouxii, 1203 nucleotides long. It is a transcript of the gene SCW10, whose product is annotated as putative family 17 glucosidase. Bases 1 to 1203 code for a protein of 400 amino acids. Gene Ontology annotation, cellular component: cell surface; extracellular region; fungal-type cell wall. Gene Ontology annotation, biological process: carbohydrate metabolic process; cell wall organization. The transcript has a single exon. Gene Ontology annotation, molecular function: 1,3-beta-glucanosyltransferase activity; glucan endo-1,3-beta-D-glucosidase activity. Lineage: Eukaryota; Fungi; Ascomycota; Saccharomycetes; Saccharomycetales; Saccharomycetaceae. The record is from RefSeq and is a predicted model, not a curated record.
AUGCGUUUGACUAACUUGAUCGCUACCACCUCUAUGGUCGGUGCUGCUUUGGCAGCACCUGCUGCGGCACCUGGUGAUGGUCACCAGCACCACAAGGACAGACGUGCUCUCGUCACCAAUACCAUUAUGGAAAAGGUUACCGUUGCUAUCACCGGUGCCCAAGGUCCAACCACUCUUGCCGCACCUGUGAGUGGCUCCAGCGUAUCUCCAAUCACUCCAUCCGAUUCAUACUCUCACCAAGCACCAUUGCCAACUAGCUCGCAAUCCAGCUCUGGUAGCGGAUCAUCUUCUGCUUCUCCAUCAUCUUCUGCUGCUCCUUCUAGCACUAGUGGUUCCUCUUCUCAAGCACCAUCUUCUGCUUCUUCAAGCUCUUCCUCAGCAUCUCCUUCUUCUACUGGUGGUGGUUCUGGUACUUCUGGAAGCGCAGGUUCCUCUGGUUUCAAGGGUAUCACCUACACUCCUUACAACAGCGAUGGUUCUUGUAAAUCAUCCUCUCAAGUUAAAAGUGAUUUGGAACAAUUGAGUGGUUAUCCAGUCCUAAGACUUUAUGGUACCGACUGUGACCAAGUGGCCAACGUCUUGCAGGCCAAGUCCGAUUCCCAAAAGGUUUUUGCAGGCAUUUACUACGUGGACAGCAUUUCUGAUGGUGUUCAAACAAUCGCAGACGCUGUUGAGAAAUACGGUUCCUGGGAUGACAUUGUUACCGUUUCCAUUGGUAACGAAUUGGUUAAUGGUGGUCAAGCCGUUCCAUCUCAAGUUGGUCAAUACAUUGAUGAAGGUAAAUCUGCCUUGAAAAACGCUGGUUACAACGGUGAUGUCGUUUCUGUGGACACUUUCAUUGCUGUUAUCAACAACCCAGACUUGUGCAAGUACUCUGACUACAUGGCUGUUAACGCUCAUGCUUUCUUCGACAAAGCUACCGCAGCCGAAAAUGCUGGUUCCUGGUUGUUGCAACAAAUCCAAAGAGUUUACGAGGCUUGUAGCGGUGAGAAGAAGGUUAUUAUUGUUGAAUCCGGAUGGCCAUCUCAAGGUCAAACCUACGGUUCAGCCGUUCCAUCCAAGUCAAACCAAAAGGCCGCUGUUGAAGAUAUCGCUAAGGUCUGCGGUGACGACACUUACGCUUUCACUGCUUUCAACGAUAUGUGGAAGGCUGACGGUGCAUACGGUGUCGAAAAAUGGUUCGGUAUCCUAAGCAGUGACUAA